Messenger RNA from Actinia tenebrosa (Australian red waratah sea anemone), 1162 nucleotides. RefSeq lists its product as uncharacterized. Gene Ontology annotation, cellular component: cytosol; nucleus. Gene Ontology annotation, biological process: purine ribonucleoside salvage; purine nucleobase metabolic process. The record is from RefSeq and is a predicted model, not a curated record. NCBI's taxonomy places the organism in Eukaryota, Metazoa, Cnidaria, Anthozoa, Actiniaria, Actiniidae. Gene Ontology annotation, molecular function: adenosine kinase activity.
UAAUACUAGAUCGAUUCUUCUUCUUGUCUCUCUUGCACAACCAACAUGGCGCCCGAAUCUAAGCGAAGUAAACCCAUAAUUAGGGAAGGCCUCAUUCUUGGAAUGGGAAAUCCACUAUUGGAUAUCUCUGCAACUGUGGACCAUGAUGUUCUCAAAAAAUAUGAACUUGAGGCAAACAAUGCUAUCCUUGCCGACGAGAAGCAUAAACCAAUAUACCAAGACUUGGUUGAUAAUUUCAAAGUAGAAUAUCUUCCUGGUGGAGCAACUCAAAAUAGUUUACGUGUGGCUCAGUGGCUUUUAGAUACCAAGAAAGCCACAUCUUACAUGGGAUGUAUUGGGCAAGAUGAAUUUGGAAAAACUCUGACCAAAAUUAUGGAGGAUGCAAAUGUUCAUGUGAACUACUUAAGUAAUCCUGAAGUACCCACUGGAACAUGUGCUGUGUGUAUCACUGGUAAAAACAGGUCACUUGUUGCUAAUCUGGCCGCAGCCAAUCAUUACACAAAGGAUCAUCUUGAUAUACCAGAAAACUGGGCUUUAGUAGAAAAAGCUGAUUUCUUUUAUAUUGCUGGUUUUUUCUUGACUGUUUCAGUUGAUUCAAUUGUAGCAGUUGGCAAGCAUGCGGCAGAAAAUAAUAAGAUGUUCAUGAUGAAUCUAUCAGCACCAUUUUUGUGCCAGUUUUUCAAAGAACAAAUGAUGAAAGCCAUGCCUUACAUUGAUAUUCUGUUUGGAAAUGAAACUGAAAUGAGGGUCUUUUCUAAAGAGCAUGACUUUGGAACAGAAGAUUUAAAAGAAAUAGGCAAGAAAAUUGCAGCUUUGCCGAAAGUGAAUGACAAAAGACAACGUAUAGUAGUAAUCACUCAUGGAAAAGAACCAACCAUAGUUGUCCAGAAUGGAGAGGUGAAGGAAUUUCCAGUUAUUCCUAUCCAAGAUGAUGACAUUAUCGAUACCAAUGGUGCUGGAGAUGCUUUCGUUGGAGGUUUCAUAAGUCAAUUGGUGCAAGAAACACAUCCUGAUGACUGUGUUCGUUGUGGACACUGGGCAGCCAACUAUAUCAUCAAGCAAUCUGGAGUAUGUCUUAACCAUAAGCCUGACUUUCAGUAACUUUUUGAUGGAUCAAUAGUAUCAUCUGGUAUCAAAUAAAAUCUCUACGAAAAACAUUAAA